Lobosporangium transversale is the source of this 2099-nucleotide messenger RNA. RefSeq lists its product as hypothetical. NCBI's taxonomy places the organism in Eukaryota, Fungi, Mortierellomycota, Mortierellomycetes, Mortierellales, Mortierellaceae. The record is from RefSeq and is a predicted model, not a curated record. The transcript has a single exon. Gene Ontology annotation, biological process: glycyl-tRNA aminoacylation. Gene Ontology annotation, cellular component: cytoplasm. Bases 174 to 2030 code for a protein of 618 amino acids. Gene Ontology annotation, molecular function: glycine-tRNA ligase activity; ATP binding.
GUCUAUUCUGAAGAACAAUAGCAAUGUGGCUUUUUUUCUUGUUUUUUCGAACAGUUUGUCGUGAAAGCUCCAGGUCAGGAACGGGUGCGUUGACAUGAGGUUGAAUUCUUCCUUUUUUCCUUUUCUUACUCAUUCUUCGUUUUUCUGUCAGUCCCAUUCCCUUUUGAAGACCAAUGUCGGCUAUGCGCCAUUUGCUCGACCUCUGCAAACGCAGAGGGUUUCUCUUCCAGUCUGCAGAAAUUCACGGUGGACUUCGGGGUGCAUAUGACUAUGGCCCCCUCGGUGUCGAGCUAAAACGGAGCGUCUCACAGGAAUGGUGGAAUUCAAUGGUUUAUCAGCGAUCUGAUGUCGUCGGGAUCGAUACUGCCAUCAUUACUCCUCCGGCGGUCCUCAAGACAUCAGGACACGUCGAUCAGUUCACAGACGAGAUGGUUGAUUCAAAGUUAUCCAAGGAGCGGUUUCGUCCUGAUAAGGCGCCACAGAUCAAAUUAGAUGACCAGGGUAGGAUCCCUAUCACAGCACCUGACAAGAAGACAGCUAAAUUGUGGGAACAUGACAUUAGGUCCCAGUUUGCAAAAGGCGCCAUGGUUACUCGGAAGGACAAGGAAAUCCUUCUAGAAGUAGAGCGCAUGGAGAAGAAUACAAUCGUCCUCAAAAGGGAUACAGCUGUUACUACUGUUGCCUUCGAUUCUAAUUCACUACCAUCACCUUCACCAGAGCAGGAUACUUCACUCCAGAUCCCCUAUCAUGGAUAUGUUGAUCCCAACUCUAAUUCCCCUUUCCUUACUGAAUCACGUCCAUUUAACCUCAUGUUCAAGACAUAUCUCGAUCCUAUCGACCCCAUUGACAAGGUUAUCACUACUACUCUUGACGCCCAAAAAACUCCAUCAUCAGCGGAUUUGUCGACUACCCGUCAACUCGUAGAUAAAACCCUGUACCCUUCUCUGACCUAUCUUCGCCCAGAAACGGCACAGGGUGUCUUCAUUAAUUAUAUGACUGUUCAACGAUCCCAUCCACAUCUCAAGAUCCCUUUUGGGAUUGCUCAGAUCGGGAAAUCCUUUAGGAACGAAAUCCGUUUGGAGCAUGCUAUUUUCAGGACACCUGAAUUUGAACAGAUGGAGCUAGAGUAUUUUGUGGCUCCUUGGCAGGCUCAGGAGCAAUUUACAGCCUGGAGGAAAUUCAGGAUGGAUUGGUGGAGGACCUACGCACGUCACCAUGACCGUAUCCGGGAAAGAGCGCAUUCACAAGAUGAGCUGGCUCAUUAUUCAAGAGGAUGCAUUGAUGUUGAGUAUCGGUUCCCAUGGGGUUGGGGAGAGGUCGAAGGUAUUGCGAAUCGAGGCGAUUUUGAUUUGAGUAAACAUACAGAAGCUACUGGUAUUAAGCUACAAUACACAGAUGCUGUCCUGAUGCAAGAAAGACAGGCACGUGAGAAGGCCACAGGGAUCAAAGAGACAAGCGUAGAGAUAUUGGAGCGCGAGAGAUUUACACCACAUGUCGUCGAGUCGUCAUGUGGAUUGAAUAGAGCUAUGUUGGCAUUGAUGUUGGAUGCAAUGGAGGUUGUAGAUGAGCACGGGCGAGCAGUGGUGCUGGGAAAUGAGGAUGAGGCCAACAGUGAUAGCAACAAUAAUACAAAGAAGAGCAUUGAUCUCAACAAUAGUAGUAAAGGGAUCCGAACUAUCAUGAAACUGCAUCCUCGUCUAGCACCCAUCAAGGUAGCAGUAAUGCCUUUGGUUUCCAAUAACAAAGAUCUGGUGGAUAUUUGUUCUGAUAUCAGUGGCCAGCUUCGCCAAGAGCUCCAGGUGAACGUAGCAAUGGAGACCCAGAAUACAACGAUUGGCAAGCGAUACUACCGUAUGGAUGAAAUCGGAACCCCUUGGUGUAUCACCGUGGAUUUUGAUACGCUCAAUGACCAAACUGUGACCAUCCGAGAUCGUGAUACGGGUGAUCAGAGGCGUGUUUCAAAAAAUGAAGUUCUGGAAAUUGUACGAGAUGGAUUGAGACUAUACCCUCGAAAGAAACCUCAUCCAUAAUCGGCCUUCUCGACGCCAUAAUGAAUGUAUUAAAACAUAAAAUAAAUAAAUAAAUAGAUAAAAAAAAAG